Molecule: messenger RNA, 192 nt
Organism: Symbiodinium sp. CCMP2456
Lineage: Eukaryota; Dinophyceae; Suessiales; Symbiodiniaceae
Source: the annotation of a GenBank genome assembly
AUGCAGCCGAUCACCGCCCCCCGGGCUGGCCUGGCUUCCUCCAGGGCUCAGAAGAACUGGGCUCGCGAGGGGGUCUUCUCGACGAUGCCAGGCUCGCGCGAAGCGUGGGCCGCGAGGUCGCUGAGAUCAAGGCCAUGGAGAAUCCAUCGCAGUUUGCUUUCAGCCCCGCCGGGACGACCUUGGCUCCUGUAG